This is a messenger RNA of Paramecium tetraurelia, 1572 nucleotides long. RefSeq lists its product as uncharacterized. The record is from RefSeq and is a predicted model, not a curated record. The transcript has 4 exons. NCBI's taxonomy places the organism in Eukaryota, Ciliophora, Oligohymenophorea, Peniculida, Parameciidae.
AUGGGCAAUAAUUAAUCCUGUUGUUCUGUAAGAAUCAGAUAACCAUCUAAUACUCUGGAUAAAAAGGAAGUGUUUUUAUUAUGCGAUGUUUUAAAGCACUCACAAGAAGGCAACCAAUCUACUCAUUUAGAUUAACAAUGUUUUGAAAGAAUAUUCCAAGAUAAUCCCCUCUUUGGAUAAUAAGUCUUUGAGUAUUGUCAAAGCUAGUUAAAAGCUAAUCCUUUGCCCUUGGAAGGGUGUAUCAAUAUACUUUAAGGUAUACUAAGUACUACGGAUAUCACUCCAAUCUGUCUACAGAUCUGUAUGGAAAAUUACGAUUCAUAGUUACAAAUUAUCACAGCUUAAUAAGCAUUUUAAUUUAUUGGGUUAAUAACGUCUAUCUUUUUAACUUUUUGUAUCAGAAAGCAGUAAAUUGAUGCCUCCGUUUUGGAAACUCUGGUUAACUCACUUUUCAAAGAAAAAUAAAUGAAAAUCAAUGAGUUUUUAUCAAUAAUGGAAGCCAAUUUUCCACAUGUUCAGAAAUUGAUUCGUUUAUACCUUUAGUACAGGUUAUUGCAAAAACCAUUUAAUUAAAUGAGAGUUGCAAAAAUUGAUAAAGACUCAUUUAGUAUCAAAUAUGAGUGGCUAGCUAUAAUGGGAUUAGCAACCUCAGAGUUACACAGACAUGGAUAAUUAACAUUAUUAUAUUAAUCAGCCUUACAAUCUAUCAAUUUUCAAGAAAUCCUAAGUUCCAUGCAAUAAACCCAAAUUCUAUUUGUUGCAACAUUCUAAGAUGAAUAAACAAAUAAAAAAUAAACCAUAGCCAUCUACAAUAAAUAAUAAUGGCAAUUGGAUGGCAAAGAUUCAGAUAAUAUAAUUGCAUUCCAAUUAGCACCCUACUUUUACAUUUACAGAUCUAAAUCCAAAAAUAAUUUUAAUGCCAAUGGCUUUGGUUAUAACUUUGAUUCAAAGACUAAUCGAUAUUUACUAUGGCUUGGACAAUAAAAUAGUUACUUUUUAAACUCUCAAAGAGUAUAACAUAUAACUCAUUAUUAGCUCUUAACUAUUGAAAUAUGGAGAUGUGAAGAAUUACAAUCUAAAUUAAGAAAGAGUGUAAUCGAAGAUGACAGAACUUCUACAUUGAGUCCCAAAGAUUAAAAGAAAAGAGUUUCCUUUAAAUUAAUGGAUGAAAAUCAACCAACCAGAAAAAGCUCCUCAGUCACUCCUACCACUAGAAAAGCCAACAUAUUAGAAAAUCCUGCCGUUUUACCUCCUCCUGUCUAGCCUUUGAAUAAUACUCAACCAUUCUUUCUUCAAACUACCCAAGAUGGAUAGGAGAGUCCUCGAUCACCACAUUUCAAAGCAGAUAACCUUCCCACUUUUAAUAAUCCUCAAGGCUAAAUUAUGAAAUCAUAUCCAAAUCCUACCAAUAUUACAAAUACUUAAUAACCUACUAGGCCUUCAUAAAAUAGACCCUCUUAAUCAAUUAUUGAUAAGUAUCAGACUGGACAAAGACAAACUAGAAGUUACUCAAAUAAUGAUAUUAGGAAAAGUGUGGAUGAUAUAUUAAAGAGAUAUGAAAAGAAAGCAUGA